AUGAGGUUCCUAUCCACCAUCUUUAGCGCUGUGUUACUCCUAAUUUCUGUCGCCAAUGCCUCCUUCUCGACCGACAUCCUGUAUUGGCCCUUAGAGUCGCCACAACCGUCCGUCCUCGCGAGCAUCUCCUACGACCCAACCUCAUUGAAAUCGGACGUGGUCUCAUAUCACCCCCCAAAAGAUGACCAGCGCGAUAAUCUCGUGCGUGUUGGUCUCUACACUUCAACCUCCCCAAACAAAAAGCAAUGGGUUGGCAGUCUCGUGUCGUUGUCCUCUUUAACGGCCAGUGAGCAACCAACGUUUCGUCUUCAUCUCGGCCCAACCAACGAAGUCUACACUGUCUCCCUGUCUGCAUCUACUAGCGCUCAGGGCUCAACAUCGAGUCCUCAAAUUGAACUUGUCUCGAACGAAUCCGGGACGCAGCCUCACCUGAACAGGCCAGUGAUUGUUGGGCCCGAUGGCCAAAACCCAGAGCAACCUGAAGAAAAGUCUAUUUUGCAGAAGUACUGGUGGGUUAUUCCAAUCCUCAUGUUCCUCAGCAUGUCCGCGGGCGGUGGCGGAGAAGGACAGUGA
Messenger RNA from Penicillium roqueforti, 573 nucleotides. RefSeq lists its product as uncharacterized. The record is from RefSeq and is a predicted model, not a curated record. The transcript is spliced from 2 exons. The coding region runs from base 1 to 573 and encodes 190 amino acids. Lineage: Eukaryota; Fungi; Ascomycota; Eurotiomycetes; Eurotiales; Aspergillaceae.